GGAAUAUUCCCUACAUAUGCCCCCCUCUUCCCCUCUCUCCUCUCUCUCUAUAAAUAUACCCCUAACUCACACCCGUAACAGACCAAACAACAAAAGCCACUAAUACCUAUAAUGUUCGACAGCCUCAAAGCAGAUUACCAACUGUGCGAAGAGCUCGGCCGCGGCCGAUUCGGAGUCGUCCACCGCUGUUACUCUCCACUUGCGGACGAUUAUUUUGCCUGUAAAUCCAUCCACAAGCACUCCCUGUCCUCCGACCCCGCCGACCGAAGCUGCCUCGACACCGAGCCCAAGAUUCUGCGCCUCCUCGCCGGCUGUCCCAACAUCCUUCACCUGCACGGCGUCUACGAGGACGACGAUUAUCUCCACCUCGUCACUGAUCUCUGCGACGGGGGCGAUUUGUACGACCGCCUCUCGUCCGGGGACCGCUUCUCCGAGACGGACGCCGCGUCUAUUCUCAAGCAAUUGAUGGUGGCGAUUGCUUGCUGCCAUCGGUUGGGGGUGGCCCAUCGGGAUAUCAAGCCUGAUAAUAUUUUGUUUGAUUCCAGAGGGAGGUUGAGGCUGGCCGACUUCGGAUCUGCUGAGUUGUUUGGAGUUUCUGAGAUGAGUGGGGUUGUGGGGACGCCGUACUACGUAGCCCCCGAGGUUCUGAUGGGGAAGGAUUACAAUGAGAAAGUUGAUGUCUGGAGUGCCGGUGUGAUUCUCUACAUAAUGCUCGCCGGAGUGCCCCCAUUUUACGGGGAUGGCCCGGCCGAGACUUUUGAGGCUGUGCUCCGGGGGAAUUUGAGGUUUCCUACCAAGAUUUUCCGGUCGGUUUCGCCGGAAGCAAAAGAUCUGCUGAGGAAGAUGAUCUGUAGGGAUGUCUCUAGGAGGCUUUCCGCUGAACAGGUCCUCCGACAUCCAUGGAUGAUAAACGGAGGAGAGCCCACACCAAUGGCAGAUUGAACAUAACACUACGGCCCUCCAACUGCAGAGGAGGAUGGUCUAAAUAUGAAUCAGAGAAGCAAGAGAAGUCUCCACCAGGGGUGUGGAGAUAUGACUACUCUAAAACUUGUCGUCCCAACAUCUGAAUCGUAGGAUCUGAUGCAGGAUUUGAUAUCUGGGAACGAGUUCUCUACUUUCUAGUACGUCUGGGGUUAGAGGGCUUUUUCUCCUCUCCAGUGAGACUGUAAAUAUACGCGAGAAUAAGAAGAGUGCAGGUAUGUGAAAUAGGUGUUUCUAGAAACCAACCCUUCCUAUUCCCCAGCCUUUCUGCUGUUUUGUAUCUGUCUGUAAUACGAGGUUUGUGCAAGAAGUGAAGGGACGCGCUCUGUUUCAGUGCUAAUUUCCGGCAUCCAUACCUUUAUGUAAUCCAAAGUUUUGACCUCGCUAUACCACUAUCAUUUUCUUUUUCUUUUCUUUUUGUUAUGGGAUCGAAACCAAGAUUUUGGAACUUGGGCUGUAAUGAAAUUUCUGUUUUUAUGGUGGUCAAAAAUGUAUAAAAAAAUAAAUUGUUAUUUAAGAUA
This is a messenger RNA of Sesamum indicum (sesame), 1502 nucleotides long. RefSeq names its product phosphoenolpyruvate carboxylase kinase 2 (gene PPCK2). Gene Ontology annotation, biological process: protein phosphorylation. The record is from RefSeq and is a predicted model, not a curated record. Gene Ontology annotation, molecular function: ATP binding; protein kinase activity. Lineage: Eukaryota; Viridiplantae; Streptophyta; Magnoliopsida; Lamiales; Pedaliaceae.